AUGGAACAUAUUGGCUUUCACUACGAUCCUGACUGCGACUACAGCCUGCAUGGUGCCAUUGGAGCAAUGGAUAUUAUUUGUACGCAUUGCAAUGCAGCGAAGUUUCGAGGAGAAACAGCUGGCAUGUGCUGCUCCAGUGGCAAAGUGAAACUGCCUGCAUUGGAACCGCUACCUGAACCAUUACAUUCCUUGCUCACUGGAGAAUCGCCGACGUCUAAGCAUUUCUUGCAGAACAUACAAGCAUACAAUUCAUGCUUUCAAAUGACUUCUUUUGGUGCCACAAAGAUCAUUAGAGAUUCAUUUAUGCCGACGUUCAAGAUUCAGGGACAAAUAUACCAUCGAGCAGGCUCGCUCAUACCAUUUGCCGACGCCGCCUAUCAAUUUUUGCAAAUAUAUUUCAUCUGUAAUGAAAAUGACCAACUAAAUCAACGAUGUAACAUUGCGGCCGGCACAAGGCAAGAAAUCGUACUGAAUUUGAAAAGAUUUCUCCAUGAACACAACGAAUUGAUUCGAUUGUUCAAAAUCGCAUUGGACCGCAUGCCGUCUGAUAACCAUCGAAUCGUCAUCAGAGCAGACAAAAUGCCGAUGGGGCAGCAUGCCAGACGAUUCAACGCACCAACAAUCGAUCAGGUGGCAAUCGUCAUUGUUGGCGAACAGUUUGAAUUGCGAGAUAUUGUACUGCACCGUAGAAAUGAACAACUUCAGUGUGUUUCCGAGCUACACUGUAGUUAUGAUGACGGCUAUCACAUCAAUAUGCGAUUGAUAAAUCCAACUACUGGUAAAAAGUAA
Molecule: messenger RNA, 789 nt
Organism: Bactrocera neohumeralis
Lineage: Eukaryota; Metazoa; Arthropoda; Insecta; Diptera; Tephritidae
Exons: 2
Coding region: 1-789 (262 amino acids)
Source: RefSeq, a predicted model, not a curated record